Megalobrama amblycephala (Wuchang bream) is the source of this 4907-nucleotide messenger RNA. RefSeq names its product NACHT, LRR and PYD domains-containing protein 1 homolog. NCBI's taxonomy places the organism in Eukaryota, Metazoa, Chordata, Actinopteri, Cypriniformes, Xenocyprididae. The transcript has 12 exons. The coding region runs from base 137 to 4516 and encodes 1459 amino acids. The record is from RefSeq and is a predicted model, not a curated record. Gene Ontology annotation, molecular function: zinc ion binding. Gene Ontology annotation, biological process: inflammatory response; innate immune response; regulation of apoptotic process. Gene Ontology annotation, cellular component: cytoplasm.
ACCAGGAAACAUUUUCAACUUCUCAGUAGAGAGAGAAACUCAAGUGUUGUUGAGCUGUUUUAUGUCUCUUUGUGUAAAAUGUGAAAUGGCAGAAGCUGGUAUUUCUUGAGAUCCAUUACUGAACAUCCAGCAAAAAAUGGCAGAAGCCAGUAUUUCAGUGCCUGAGGAUCCGUUCAUCUGUCCAAUCUGUCUAAAUCUACUGAAGGAUCCAGUGAUCAUUCCCUGUGGACACAGUUACUGUAUGAGCUGUAUUACAGGCUGCUGGGAUCAGGGUGAUCAGAAGAGAGUCUACAGCUGCCCUCAGUGCAGACAGACCUUCACUCCAAGACCUGUUUUAGGUAAAAACACCAUGCUGGCUGAAGUGCUGGAGAAACUCAAGCAGACAAAACUACAAGCUGCUCAGCCUGUUCACCGUUACACUGAAUCUGGAGAUGUGGAGUGUGAUGUCUGUACUGGAGACCAAAACAAAGCCAUCAAGUCUUGUCUGGUGUGUCAGAUCUCUUUUUGUCAAAAUCACCUCAAAGAACAUGACAGUUUUUUUCAAGAUGAGAGACACGAAAUAACAGAGGCCACUGGACGCCCGCAGGAGAUGAUCUGCUCUCAACAUGAUAAGCCACUGGAAUAUUUUUGUCGGUCUGACCAGCAGUGUAUAUGUCAUCUGUGUAUGAUGGACGAGCACAAAAAUCAUGAGACUGUAACAGCUGCAGCAGAGAGGAGUGAGAAUCUGAGAAAAUACACAGACAUGUCCUUGAAGAUCAGAGAAACGAUGUUGAGUAACUAUGUUAUGAGCCCUGUUUCUGGCAAGUCACUCUCUGCAGACUCAGUCCCUGAAGACCCGAACAGCAUUGUAGAUAUGAUAAUUCUUGAACUGACAACAAUCGCAGACGACUUGGACGGGAAUUGUGAUUUAGUGCGUAUACCCAUGAUACGAGAGUACAAGCCUUCAGUCACUGACAAAUAUAAGUUUGUGUCAGAAUAUGAAGUUCCAUCUAAUGAACGUGUGCAACUGGCCACCCACUACAUUGAACCAGUGAUCAUUCAGAGGAGCAAAGAGCAGGCUGAGAAAUACUGUCAUGAAUAUGUGAGGUCUGCUCACGCUUCUGGAACAACAACAUCAUGUCAGCUGUUAUCAAAUGACAAGAAUCACAACAUCAGAAUAGACCAGCUGUUCAGUCCUGACAGUGAUGGAAACACACCGAAAACUGUGAUUCUCAGUGGUGAUUCUGGAAGUGGUAAAUCCCUCAUAUUAAAGAAGAUUAAGUUGGACUGGGCUUCUGGAGAACUUUACUCUGAAAACUUUAAUGCUGUUUUUCUUCUGAAAUUUGAUGAGCUCAAGUGUAUUUCUGAGGAGAUGAGCUUGAUUGAUCUCUUGAGUUGGAGUUCCAGUUUAACAUCAGAUCAGAUCUCACAAUCACUACAGUUAACACCAGAGAAAGUCCUCUUCCUCAUUGAUGGGAUGGAUGAGUUCUCAUUUAAUCCACACUUUCAAAAAUCAUCGCCUACUGAUCCAUACCAGAAACCCCCAACUAUGGACAUUCUUAAUUUCCUACUGAGGGAUUUCUUGCUAUUGGAGUCAUCAGUGAUUGUCACCACUAGAUAUACAGCUGCUGCUGAAUUAAGCAAUCUGUUUAAAAGGCCUCAACGUUUCACUGAGAUUGUGGGCUUCUCUGAGAGAGGGGUGCAGGAGUACUUCCACAAGUUCUUUCAGGAUGAGCUACUCUUCUGGAAAACAUAUGAGAGUGUGAAGAAAAAUGAAAGCCUCCUGACUACCUGCUCUGUGCCUUUGCUGUGUUGGAUGGUCGGUUUUUGUCUGAAGAAAUACUUUACAGAUGAUGAUCAUGUGAUGGCAGAACUAAAGACAACCACCUCCAUAUAUGUGCACUUUGUGUCCACUCUACUGGAGCAUCAUGACCAGAGUCAGUCUGUCCUCAAGAUGCUGAGGAAUCUGGGUCAGCUGGCAGAAAGAGGAAUACAAAAUCAGCAAGUCUUUUUUGAUGAAAAGAGUAUGGCUGAGGCUGGCUUAGAUCCUGAUAAUGCUCUGUUCUUGUAUAAAGAUGAUCUUAAAGGAAAAGAAAAACAUACAUUUUUCAAAUUUAUCCAUAUCAGCUUUCAGGAGUUCUUCACAGCUCUUUAUUAUAUUUUGCUGGAUGAAGAAGAUUCCUGGUGCAAAAUCAGUGAGCUGUUUAACUUGAUGGAAUCAGAAGCUAUAAUUUACAGGUCAUCUCCAAUUUUCAGAGGUAGACUAUCAAAUCCCACCCAUUCAGUCAUGAUGUUUCUUUGUGGUCUCUUUAACGAGAAGGUGAGCAGCUCACUCUUUGAAAAGAUCAAGUGGACUGUUCCUCACAACAUAAAACUGAAGAAAAGAGAAUUGAAGAAAAAGCUGAUAAAAAGGAUUCCAGCAUUGACACGGAAGUAUGGAUCUGAGUUAUUUGCUCUCCACUGUCUGUAUGAGCUGCAGGAUGAGAGGUUUGUCAGGAAAGUUCUGGAAACUCACAGCUUCAUGGAUCUGUCUAACAUUUCCCUGAGGAGCACAGACUGCUGGGUGCUGCUGUACUGUCUUCAGUGCUGUCCACACAUCAGAGAACUGAACCUCAUGUACUGUGAUUUAACAGCUGAUAAACUCAAGAUUCUUCAGCCAGCACUCUGUAUGUGUGAGACUCUGAGAUUUUCAGUGGAGCAUCUGUCAGAAGUUGGAUAUUUGAUCCAGAUUCUUGGUGAAUCAAAAAUCUUGAGAGAGCUAAAAGUUCAAGAGGAUGAGAACAGCGCUGAGAGUCUCAGAUGGUCACUCGACCUGUCAGUCACUCAUGGAGAUGUCUUGUUGUCUUUGAGCUCCUCAGAGAAGAAUCCAUCAUUUCCAGCAGUCUUAAACAUCAGUCUUACUUGUUCACGCUCAGAGAUAUCCAACACUGACUGGACGCUCUUCUCACAGACACUCAGCAAGGCAGGAAAGCUAGCAGAAGACUCUUCAGCUCUUGAGGAUCAUGUCAGUUUGCUGCUGUCUUCAUUUCACUCAGUGGGUUUGAAGAAGUUGUAUCUGAAGGUGUUCAGUCUGAAUGAGAGCUGGGCUUCUGGGAUCAUUUCCCUCGUUCAGACCUGUACCAGUCUACAGGAGAUCAGUGUCAGUGUCACUGGAUUGCUGUUGGAGGAGGGACUCGUAUUACUGAAGAAAUCACUGACGGAUCCACACUGCACUGUGACCAUUGAAGGGAGGAAGUGCAUUAAACUCACUGACCAGUGCACAGAACAGGACUGGAGUCAGAGCUGUAAUGAGAAAGUGGAGAUUCACUUCAAACCAAAAGUUUUGGAAAAGCUGAAAGAGCUGAACAUCUCUGCUCCUGAACCCUCUGGACUGGAUCUUCACCUGCUUCCAGUGUGUCAGUCUUGUGUUCACAUUGUUGAUAGUGAUCAGUGGGUUCAGGUGGAGCCGUCAGUCUGUACAGAUGAAGGAGGGUCAAAGUUCAGGAUCAGCACUCAGGCGGGUCGAUUCGAGUGCAGCAGGACCAGAAUGCGAUGGGUCUGUUCUGGUGACGUCACUCUCCAGUACCGUGCAGUGGAUGGACAUUUCCUCAGUGCAGAGCUGGAGAGGCUUCAGUGUGAGCGAAUUGGUCCAGUGAUUGAUGUGACCGUGAUCUCAGGGAAACUGGAGGAGGCUCAUCUGCCUCAUUAUGCCUGUUUAGCAGAGUCUGACCCCUCUCUCAACAAUGCUGUGAAGCUUGUCAGCAAAAGAGAUGAAGGAAUAUCUUUACAGUCUGUAGAGUUGACCCGUUAUCAUGCUAAAAUACUCCAACCAUCCUUCUCUCUUACAACUCUAAUUAUAAGCUGGAUCAUGAAGUGGGAAGCACACUGCAAUCUUCUCCUCUACAUGCGCUGUAAAGAUCCUCUCAUUCUUCACAUCUACUUUUUUCCAGUGAAUGACACUUGUUCAAAAGAGAAAGUUGAGCAGAAUGAAAAAUCAAGCUAUCCGAUCAGCCAUCCCAGACCUAACAGACCAUUUCGGAUGAAAACGCCACACCUUCUUGAGGUUCCUGGUGCUUCUGUCCAUCCUGUAGAGGGGAUUUCAUUUACAACAGAUGUUGAUCCAAACUUCUUUAAGGUCAAACAGCUUCAGGAUGGUGACGUACAAAUGAAUCUUAUCAGAGAGGAGGACAAGAAGUCCGUGUGGACUGCCACAAUAUGGAAAGACGAACUUGAACAGUUAAAUCAAAGGCAAGUCCAAGAUAAGCCACAACUGAAUUCUGAGAUUGAUAAAGCUACAUUUUUUGAUAAACACAGAUCGGCUCUCAUUCAAAGGGUUAAAAAUGUGAAGAGCAUUGCAGAUAAACUGCGUGAGCAGAGAAUAAUUCAUGAGGAAUUAUAUUCUGAAAUCACACAUUGUAAUUUAAGCAGUCAGGAUAGUAUGAGAAAGAUCUGUUACACAGUGAAUUCAAGUGGUGUCACUGCAAAAGCUCAAUUCAUCUUGAUCCUUCAGGAAGAAGAGCCCUACCUCUCUGAAGAACUGGUGCGUUCAGAUUCUUAAUCAUUCUCUUGGUGAAUAUAUUGCUUUAGUUGGGAAACUACAUAAAUGAACAGGCAGGAAAUUAAAUUAUAAAAUCAUGUAACUGUUUAAUGCUAUAAUAAAUUGAUUUGUGAAAUGAACUGAAAUAUUAAUUACAAAAAUACCUUACUAAAUUAACUCAAGAUGACUCAUUUAGUACUAGAAUUUCUGCAAACUAAAUAAAUAGAUUAUUGAAGAUAAAACAUUGAAAUGGUCAGUUUGAACUUUGAACUUCUAGACUGCUGAAAUAUAUUUUGUCAUCUGAUAAGGUCAUUUUUCUUGUCGAGUCCUAAAUAAUUUGUUGCUGUAUCAUCCAGUUUGACAUCAUAUUGUUUUACAUUAAUAGUUUAUCCACUUCUUUUGUUAAUUGAAU